AUGUCUUGCAAGUCCGCAUCUGGUUCAGCACCAGGCAUCACUGAGUGCCUGGCCGCGACUAUCAUCUCCACCAUCUCGCGAUCUGCCUCGUCAAAGUCGCUCAUCAUGCCCAUUAAUGAGACAGAAUCAGAAGUCAAACAGACGGUGAUUUACGCGUGGGUGCUCAACGCUAAUAUUGUGUACUCAUCGAGUAAUGGGGCGUUGGGAAGACCAGCUAUCAAGCUGUUGUAUCAGAAGAUACCGCGAGAGGAAGCGGACAAGAUGUUGGAAGCGGUGACGUGUGAGGCGCAGGAGAUCAACCUACCGGCGAUCGCUAUUGAGAAGGUGGUCGAGCAUUUGGAUGAGAGUAACUGGUUGUUACCGGAGAAGGAAAGGGUGUUUAGGGAGUGGAGGGUGGGGUUGUUGACGAGAUGA
Podospora anserina S mat+ is the source of this 414-nucleotide messenger RNA. RefSeq lists its product as uncharacterized. NCBI's taxonomy places the organism in Eukaryota, Fungi, Ascomycota, Sordariomycetes, Sordariales, Podosporaceae. Gene Ontology annotation, molecular function: cyclin binding; ubiquitin protein ligase activity; ubiquitin conjugating enzyme binding. Gene Ontology annotation, cellular component: cytosol; nucleus; ubiquitin ligase complex. Gene Ontology annotation, biological process: protein autoubiquitination; protein monoubiquitination; protein polyubiquitination. The coding region runs from base 1 to 414 and encodes 137 amino acids. The record is from RefSeq and is a predicted model, not a curated record. The transcript has a single exon.